ACUCAGUCAUUGAGAUACACUUAGUUAAAAAUUUGAAUGCAGUUGAAUACAAUUUAGGGACAUUUUCUUGCCACUCACCAAAGAUCCUUCACAAGAGGGCACCAUAGAGCAACAGGCAGAAAAGUGUUCAGGAUUCACACUAGAGCAUGUAUAGAGUUUAAUCCACAAAAACUGUAAUAAAUAUCCCUCAGUUAUAUAAAAACACAGGCCUAGAUAUUUGAAACCUUAUACCUAUAUGACCCAGAUUCAUGUACUCGUUCAUCACCAUGAAUCCAGAGCCAAUCCUGGGAUCAGUGAGCAUGAUGUGGGAAAAAAUUUAGAUGCCCACAAUAUCGAAGGGCACCACACACAUUCACACAUUCCUACAUGGCAUUUGGCAGUGGCAGCUUAGCAAUACUGGGGAUUUGAACUCACAACCUUCCAACACGGGCAAUUACACUAUUCUGGGGGUUUGGAGGUAAUCAAACAACUCAGAGGAAACCCACAUAGACACAUGUCGAACAUGUGAAACCCUACUCUGUCAGUAUCCAGAGCGUGUGACUGUGACUCCCCUCCCCAACACAUAACUAAAUAAUUAACUAAACUCUGCAAACAGAUGUCUGAUGUAUAAUUAUGUUACUGGCCCACUAUUUUCAGGAAUUUGUUUGCUGUCAUUAGAAAGAGACCCACAGAGAGCAGACUGUCCAAGCACUUUUGUGUGCGCAUGUGCAUCCACUGAAACUGGUUUUACAUCUCUCUCUCACUCCACCCAAAUCCCAGGAUUUAAAAGCCCACUCAGGUCAAGCUUGCUGCACUUCCACAGCAUCUCUUACAGCAUCCUCAGCUUGGUUCCAUCUGUCCAUUAUUUCUUCACCAUGAGUUUGAGGAGCAAGAGGAUCAGUUCAAGCAGCUCUGUAAGGAGCAGUGGGAAGCUUGGUGGCUAUAGCACUGGGUUUAGCACAAUGUCCCUUGGAGUUUUGUCACCCAGCUUCAGCACCAGCAGCACCUACUUGGGUGCCCCCAUAGCCAGCAUCUCGGUCAACAAAAGCCUGCUGGCCCCUCUCAACCUGGAGAUCGACCCCAACCUCCAGAUGGUGCGCACUCAGGAAAAAGAGCAGAUGAAAUCUCUUAACAACCGCUUUGCCUCAUUCAUCGACAAGGUGAGGUUCCUGGAGCAGCAGAACAAGAUGCUGGAGACCAAGUGGGAUGUUUUACAGGGUCAGACCCCAGGCAGGUCUAACAUUGAGCCCAUGUUUGAGGCUUAUAUGGCCAAUCUGCGCAGACAGCUUGAUGUGGUCAACAAUGACAAAAUCAAGCUGGAUGGAGAGCUGAGAAACAUGCAGGGGCUGGUGGAAGACUUCAAGCACAAGUACGAGGACGAGAUCAACAAGAGAAACAACCUAGAGAAUGACUUUGUGAUUCUGAAAAAGGAUGUAGACUCUGCAUACCUGGUGAAAGCUGAUCUGGAAGACAAAGUGGGAGCUCUGACUGAUGAGAUCAACUUCCUAAAGACUAUUUACGAUGAGGAACUGCGUGAGAUGCAGUACAGCAUCAAGGACACCUCUGUCAUAGUGCAGAUGGACAACUCCCGCAACCUCAACAUGGACCAGAUUGUGGCUGAAGUCAAGGCCCAAUAUGAGGAGAUUGCAGCCAAAAGCCGUGAGGAAGCUGAGGCCUGGUACAAGUCUAAGUAUGACCAGAUGGCCAGCCAGGCGACCCAGUAUGGGAACGAGCUGAGGAACACCAAGGCUGAGAUCGCUGAGCUCAACCGCAUGAUCAGCCGCUUGCAAAGCGAAAUCGAGUCCAUCAAGGCCCAGCGCACUAACAUGGAGAACCAGGUCGCCGAGGCAGAGGAGCGUGGUGAGCUGACUGUGAAGGAGGCCAAAGCUCGCAUCAGAGACCUGGAGGAGGCGCUGCAGAGAGCCAAACAGGACAUGGCACGCCAGCUGCGGGAGUACCAGGAGCUCAUGAAUGUCAAGCUGGCACUGGACAUCGAGAUUGCCACUUACAGGAAGCUUCUGGAGGGAGAGGAGGACAGAAUUGGACAGCAGUCUGUUGUCAACAUUCAAUCCAUGCCCAGUUACAGCUCCAAAGGAAUGAACGGCUACCAGCAGUACAGCUCUCCAUCUCCUAAACUACUGAUCAAAACCACGGAGAUUAGAGACAACACCAGAUUCAGUACACACUGAAGUAUCAGUAUAAACUACACUAUCAAAUAGCUUAACAAAACUGGUGCAAAACUAACCGUAGGUUUAUUAUACGUUAGACUUAUAAAAGAAACUACAUCUAUAUGCGUUUUCCAUAUUAAUAAAGGUGUCGUAAACCUGAUAUAAUAAAUACUCUAGCAAUUAAAAGAGGUGGGAAAAGUCAAAUAGUGAAAUGCAUUGUUUAUUGGUUUUUGAGUAUUAUUUUCUUUAUUUUUUAUUGAUUUCUUUCUCACUGAAUCAGAAUGUUUAAUUAAGAUUUUAUUUACAAAAUCACAUCUCAGUUAACUAAGCAUUUGGUAAUGUUGCUAUUUUAGUGGAUUAUAAUGAACCUGUAAAAGUUGACAUUAAAGGAACAGUUAGCUCAAUAAGCUACAAUGUUUUUGUCAUUGUGUAUUUGAGCUAAAAUUGUACGUAGACGCACGCACACACACGCACACACACGCACA
Molecule: messenger RNA, 2632 nt
Organism: Tachysurus fulvidraco (yellow catfish)
Lineage: Eukaryota; Metazoa; Chordata; Actinopteri; Siluriformes; Bagridae
Product: intermediate filament protein ON3
Exons: 10
Coding region: 603-2168 (521 amino acids)
Biological process (GO): intermediate filament organization; keratinization
Cellular component (GO): keratin filament
Molecular function (GO): structural constituent of skin epidermis
Source: RefSeq, a predicted model, not a curated record